ACCCUGACCUUUAGGUCCUCGCGCGAGGCAACCGACGGCGGGACCUCACGUCCGCUUCCAUUCGCCUGAGCGAGAUCGCUCGCGGUUGUCCUCCGCCUUUUCCCGCGCGAGCAGCCGCCGCUGGCGAUGGUACCGAUCUCCCCACAGCGCGCGCGCUAACCCUUCCCGUCAUCGCCCCCCCCCCCGCCACGGGGAAAGCGCCUCGGGGAAAGCACGACUCUCCGCCGCCAAACAGGCGCCGCCAGUUUCUCUCGCCAGGCAGAGCCCUCGUUCCCACCCCCGUUUCAUCUUCUCUUUCCCCCGGACGCAGCACUAGGCGACGUGGAGCCGGCCAAACGCUUCCCUCACCGGGACCCUCAUCAUGGCGAGCGCCUCAUACCACAUCUCCAACCUGCUGGAGAAAAUGACGUCGAGCGACAAGGACUUCAGGUUUAUGGCAACAAAUGACUUGAUGACUGAACUACAAAAAGAUUCUAUCAAGUUAGAUGAUGAUAGUGAAAGGAAGGUUGUGAAAAUGAUUUUGAAGUUGCUUGAAGAUAAAAACGGUGAAGUGCAAAAUUUAGCAGUCAAAUGUCUUGGACCCCUUGUGAGUAAAGUGAAAGAAUACCAAGUAGAGACAAUUGUUGAUACUCUCUGUACUAACAUGCUUUCUGACAAAGAGCAGCUACGUGAUAUUUCAAGCAUUGGUCUAAAAACGGUUAUUGGAGAACUUCCUCCUGCAUCUAGCGGCUCUGCAUUAGCAGCUAAUGUUUGUAAAAAAAUUACUGGGCGACUUACUAGUGCUAUUGCAAAACAAGAGGAUGUGUCUGUUCAGUUAGAGGCUUUGGACAUCAUGGCUGACAUGUUGAGCAGGCAAGGAGGACUGCUUGUGAACUUCCAUCCUUCUAUUCUGACGUGUCUGCUUCCUCAGCUAACUAGUCCAAGGCUUGCUGUGAGAAAAAGAACCAUCAUUGCUCUUGGUCAUCUUGUUAUGAGCUGUGGUAACAUAGUGUUUGUGGACCUCAUUGAACAUCUCUUGACUGAGCUAUCAAAAAAUGAUUCCAUGUCAACAACAAGAACCUAUAUACAAUGUAUUGCUGCCAUCAGUAGACAAGCAGGUCAUAGGAUAGGUGAAUAUCUUGAGAAAAUUAUCCCUUUAGUAGUAAAAUUUUGUAACAUAGAUGAUGAUGAACUUCGAGAAUACUGCAUUCAAGCAUUUGAAUCUUUUGUUAGGAGAUGCCCUAAAGAAGUUUAUCCUCAUGUAACCACCAUUAUAAACAUUUGUCUUAAGUACCUUACCUACGAUCCCAAUUACAAUUAUGAUGAUGAAGAUGAAGAUGAGAAUGCUAUGGAUGCUGAUGGUGGAGAUGAUGAUGACCAAGGGAGUGAUGACGAAUAUAGUGAUGAUGAUGAUAUGAGCUGGAAGGUUAGACGUGCAGCUGCAAAAUGUUUGGAUGCUGUAGUCAGUACGAGGCAUGAAAUGCUGCCCGAGUUCUAUAAGACAGUAUCCCCUGCUUUAAUUGCAAGAUUCAAAGAGCGGGAGGAGAAUGUAAAAGCAGAUGUUUUCCAUGCAUAUCUCUCUCUUCUAAAACAAACUCGACCUAUACAGAGUUGGCUCUGUGAUCCUGAUGCAAUGGAGCAAGGAGAAACACCUUUAACAAUGCUUCAGAGUCAGGUUCCCAAUAUUGUUAAAGCUUUGCAUAAACAGAUGAAGGAAAAAAGUGUGAAGACUCGUCAAUGCUGUUUUAAUAUGCUAACUGAAUUGGUCAAUGUAUUGCCUGGUGCUCUCACACAACACAUUCCUGUACUUGUUCCAGGCAUAAUUUUUUCACUGAAUGACAAAUCAAGUUCUUCUAAUCUGAAGAUAGAUGCUUUAUCUUGUUUGUAUGUGAUCCUCUGUAAUCACGCUCCCCAAGUUUUUCAUCCUCAUGUCCAAGCAUUGGUGCCUCCUGUUGUGGCAUGUGUUGGAGAUCCAUUUUACAAAAUAACGUCUGAGGCACUUCUAGUUACCCAACAGCUGGUUAAAGUCAUACGUCCUCUGGAUCAGCCUUCUUCUUUUGACGCCAGUCCUUAUAUCAAAGAUUUGUUUACUUGUACAAUCAAGAGACUGAAAGCUGCUGACAUUGAUCAAGAAGUGAAAGAGAGAGCAAUUUCUUGUAUGGGCCAAAUCAUUUGCAGUCUUGGAGACAAUCUUGGUUCUGAUCUACCUAAUACUCUUCAGAUAUUUCUAGAGAGACUAAAAAACGAGAUAACUCGACUAACCACUGUGAAGGCUUUGACUCUGAUAGCUGGUUCAUCUCUGAAGAUUGAUCUGAGGCCAGUUUUAGGAGAAGGUGUUCCUAUUCUUGCUUCUUUCCUCAGAAAGAACCAACGUGCUUUGAAACUUGGAACUCUCUCUGCUUUAGAUAUAUUAAUAAAAAACUACAGUGAUAGCUUGACAGCUGCUAUGAUUGAUGCUGUCCUAGAUGAACUUCCACCUCUUAUUAGUGAGAGUGAUAUGCAUGUGUCACAAAUGGCCAUCAGUUUUCUGACCACUCUAGCUAAAGUUUAUCCUUCCUCACUCUCAAAAAUCAGUGGCUCUAUAUUGAAUGAACUUAUUGGGCUGGUACGGUCACCGUUAUUGCAAGGUGGAGCACUUAGUGCUAUGCUAGAAUUUUUCCAAGCUCUGGUUGUGACUGGAACAAGCAACUUAGGGUAUAUGGAUUUAUUGCGCAUGUUAACAGGACCAGUGUACUCACAAAGUACAGCACUUACUCACAAGCAGUCUUAUUAUUCAAUUGCCAAAUGUGUAGCUGCCCUUACACGAGCAUGUCCUAAAGAGGGACCAGCAGUUGUAGGUCAAUUUAUCCAGGAUGUCAAGAACUCGAGAUCUACAGAUUCCAUUCGUCUCUUAGCUUUGCUUUCUCUAGGGGAAGUUGGACAUCAUAUUGACUUAAGUGGACAAAUAGAACUAAAAUCCGUAAUUUUAGAAGCAUUUUCCUCUCCUAGUGAAGAAGUAAAGUCUGCAGCUUCGUAUGCAUUGGGAAGUAUUAGUGUCGGCAAUCUUCCAGAAUAUCUCCCAUUUGUCUUGCAAGAAAUAACUAGUCAGCCUAAAAGACAAUACCUUCUUCUUCAUUCCUUAAAGGAAAUAAUUAGCUCUGCAACAGUACAAGGUCUCAAACCUUAUGUGGAGAGCAUCUGGUCUUUGCUACUCAAACAUUGUGAGUGUGCAGAAGAGGGUACCAGAAAUGUUGUUGCUGAAUGCUUGGGGAAACUUUCUUUAAUAGAUCCGGAAACUCUGCUUCCACGCCUCAAAGGAUACUUGGCCUCAGGAUCAUCGUAUGCUCGGAGUUCGGUAGUCACUGCUGUGAAGUUCACUAUCUCUGAUCACCCACAGCCCAUAGACCCACUUUUAAAGAAUUGUAUAGGUGAUUUUCUAAAAACAUUGGAAGAUCCAGAUCUUAAUGUGAGACGAGUAGCUCUGGUAACAUUUAACUCAGCAGCACACAAUAAACCAUCACUAAUAAGAGACCUUUUAGACACGGUGCUUCCGCAUCUUUAUAAUGAAACAAAAGUGAGAAAGGAACUAAUAAGAGAGGUUGAAAUGGGGCCAUUUAAACAUACAGUUGAUGAUGGUCUUGAUAUUAGAAAGGCAGCUUUUGAGUGUAUGUAUACUCUGCUAGAUAGUUGUCUGGAUAGACUCGACAUCUUUGAAUUCCUAAACCACGUUGAGGAUGGUUUGAAAGAUCACUAUGAUAUUAAGAUGUUAACAUUUUUAAUGCUGGUGAGACUAUCUACGUUGUGUCCAAGUGCGGUAUUGCAGAGGCUGGAUAGACUGGUUGAACCCUUGCGUGCUACAUGUACAACCAAGGUAAAAGCAAACUCUGUGAAGCAAGAGUUUGAAAAGCAAGAUGAACUGAAGCGAUCAGCUAUGAGGGCAGUAGCAGCAUUAUUAACUAUUCCAGAAGCAGAAAAGAGUCCACUAAUGAGUGAAUUUCAGUCACAGAUAAGCUCUAAUCCAGAGCUUGCAGCCAUCUUCGAAAGCAUCCAGAAAGAUUCAUCAUCCACUAAUUUGGAAUCAAUGGACACCAGUUAGAUAUUUGAACAGGGACCAUUAAUUUUAACCGUACAAUGCACUGAAUUUACAAUUUACAAGUUAAAAAAAAAAGAAAAAUAUCGAAUCGUCACAAUGUUCAAUUUUACCUUUAUGGAGACAGUUUGGCUUUUUUCCAUUGUUGUUUUUUUAGCAUUUAUUCCAAAAUAUGUAUUUCCAUAACUCCAAAGUUGUAAGCCACACAUGUUUUAGUGGAUUUGAAUACCCAUUGAAUAGAAAUAAAAGUUAAAACGCAUGAUGUAUGGAAAUAGAUUCCAACAUCCAUUUGCCCUGUAAUGUUUAGGAUUAAAAGUUUAAAAACUUGUGGCCAUGAUUUUUCUUUUCAUUUUUUUUCUUGAAACCAAACCAAAUAACAUUUGUGUUUUAUCUAACUUUGCCUGGUAGAUAGGCUUAAAAAAACUGUGAAGAGUUACUAUCGUACAUCUUAGGUACAAUUUAAAAAUGGAAACGCAAGUAAAUGUCCUUUUUAAACAUGUGGGAAUAAACAAUUUUUGUUCACACUAAUUUUGUAUGAGGAAAUUUACAAAUGUGCGUAAAGCAGCAUGUGCGAUUUAUUCAUAACUAAAUUCAGAUUAAUAUAUUGAUGCAGGCAGUGUUUUCCUUCAUAGCUAAUGCAGUUGGUUUAUUUCAUUGCAAUUAUUUACAUAUAUAUACUGCCAAGGCAAUUUUUCAUCAGUAUAAAAAUCAUAAGUAUAAGCAGCUAUAUGCAAAACAAUUAACAACAAACAGCAAAGAAAGCAAAGAAAGAUGCAGGUAGGGUAGUUCCCACUGGACGGCUUAUACAGAUGGGAUGAGAGACUGCUGACUUGAGCAAAGGAUAUUCUUUUAAACUUGUUUUUAUUUUUCAUAUAUUUGGGUGAUCUUUAAUAUAUUUAUUUGAAAAUCCAAAAGCAAGGGUAUUUAAAAAUGGUUUUCAAAAGACUACAUUGAUCAUUCUUAACCAGGCCUGCACAGCAUGUGGUUCACUAAGUCUCCUUGUAUAAACCACCAGCAUUUUUUAAAAAGUUAUUAAAUGUACUGCUGUUGAGUGCCUUCAGGCCUCAUUGCUGCUGGUCCAUUAGCUUGCUGAUUGGGGUGCCAGGUAUUCUUUUGCAGCCUCUGAUGGUGAUGGUUUUUAAUUUAUCAUUAUGGCCUGCUCUUAACAGUUGAGGUAGUCAUCAGUGGAAUGAAAAAAUAGCUUGUGCCCAUCCCACCCCUUAUUUUUGGUGCAAAUCUUGUGAUAUUCUAGCAAUAGUGAGGACUGCUACCUGGGGCCAAAGUUAAAUUUCUUCUGUAACUUAAAAGGUCUGCCAAAUAUGGCGAUUGUCAAAGAAGAUGCCAGUUUUCAUUUGUAUCUAUAUUUAUAUCUGAGAGCAGCUAAAAAAUGGAAAGAUAGAAUGUCAGUUAAAAAGAGGGCAAGAGAAGAUUUGUGACCUGACUGUACAGUAAGCAAAAUAGCAGGGAACACAUUCAGGUUAUGAGAAUUAAGGUUCCCCCUUCUUUUCCUUGCACUCUAUAGAGCUGUUUUAGAAGAUGACAAGAGAGGGAAGAAAUUUUAUCCCCCCACCCCCACCCACCCCUGUCCCUGCUUGCUCUAGCUAUGCCGACAUCCUUCUAGAACUAUAUUCCCAGUGCUAGGAAAAUCUGUGUGAGAGGAAUAUUUCUUUUACCCUUUUUUCCUGAAUUACUGAUCCUCCAAGAAGUAUGAACAAGCCUAGUGUUCUAAACUAAUUAGCAGGCAGAAUAAUAGCUCUUAUGAUAUGCGUAUAAACUAGAGAUUAACUCUUAUUUUUAUCUUCACUGAAGGCAACGGACAAUACUAGAUUUUAACUCAAAAUUUUUCACCAUUCCUCUGAAUGAAUUGUCCACAAUUAAACAAGGAAAGCAUGCUGAGCAUGGCUUCUGGGAGUCACUCCAACUUUUUUUUUACCAAUAAUGGUUGUAGAAGGGACUUAUUUCUUUUUCUGUGUAAUGAAGUACCAUGUUGCAUUUGUAUUUGGGUGUUUCUGUUCUCCCCUUCUGUUGGGGCUUUAUUUGUGUGUAAGCAUAAACUGGAAAGCAGACUUCCAUUCUGGUCAUAUUAGGUAGAAGAAACAAGGUAAACAAGAAUUGGCAAUAUUAAAAGUCUACCUCUCCAUUAGGUAUCUCCUGGAGUGUUCCUACCCAUUUUGCAGUUCUCAUUUCUCCAACACCAAAAUUGUUCAAUUUUUUGGAGAUCCUACCGACAGACUUAACCUUUAUGUAACCACCCCCCCCCCAAUACUGUAUUGAAUUGGAAAACAAAAAUCAAUAUUGCUAUAACAAAGCAUAGUCUACCAAUAGAACAAAUAUAUUUUCUAGACUGACUAAAAAGAAAUAUUUCAUAGUUCACCCUGGGCUUGCACUUUUAAAACUUUUUAAAAUAUAUAUGCUGAAAUACUCGCACUAGUUCAGUAAUUCUGAAUGAACCAAGAAUGCUGAUUCUCCUCCCCUCUCCGCCCCCCAAAAAGCAAUGGUAGAAUACAAUCUGCUUUGCUGCUUGCCAGGUGAAGAUGGAAUUCCAAAGAGAUAAAUGCAGUACACCAACAUGACUAAAGAAUUUUGGAGACCUUAUAAAAUUACAUAGGUUUUGUCUCAAAAAUGACCUGACCUAAAAUCAUGCACAGAUUUUAUUUAUUUCAGUAUGCUCUUUGUAAUAAUUUGAUUUUAGAAAUGCUGCUUUGGAAUACAGUAGUAAAUUACACAUUAAAUGUUCUGUAUUUUAUUAACUUUAAUUGGAGAGUUUUGUUUAAAUUUGCCAUUUUAACUAUUGAGAAAUAUUUAAGAGCUUUUUAAAAAUGUUUUGUUAAAAUUGGCUACAUUUUAUAUCGUGUGAACAAAUAGGUGGGCUGCAUUCUUUUGCAGUUUUGCAGAAUGGUCCCUCUGGACCCCCCCCCCCAUGCUAUAUAAUUUAGAAUAAAAAUAUAUAGAAGCAUACUAUUAGAGAUUACAGCUUGAAAUGUUUUAUCAACAUAAUAUGCUCAUAGUCUCAGAAUGAACUACUUGUAUUUUUCAAUAUAUUAAUUUUCAUAUUCAUAGUACUCAGUUUUUUAUUAGUAGCAUUUGGGUUUCCAGCAGCACAACAUCAUCUGCAUAGAAAGAUGCAUGGAUGUUCACAUCUCUGGCUAUCUAUCUUCAUCAUAUGUAUUGUUACAUAUUUAUCCAUAAAUAUAACAAUGCAUUUCUUCAACAAUGAUGAAUGCAUUAUAUGUCCUUACUUUAUUUCCUACACAAAUGAGCCAUUUGCUAGGCAUUCCAUGCUUCACUUUUUUGUGCAUUCAAAACCAAUUAUAAACUCUCAUUAAGCAAAAUCUUUCAGAAUCCAACUCUUUUAUCAUAUAUUCUAAAUCAACACAUGUCUAAUAAAUCUCCUUUCUCACAUUCAUACAUUGCAUCCUGAGCAUGUUGCUGUACUGCAUGUAUAUCUUUGGUUAGCAGGCAAUAGUAUUACAAAUAAAAAUUGGUCUGCAGAUUAGAGAUCAUUGCUUAGAAAGUUAUGCACACAGCUAAGUUAGAACUGCAUUUUGAGUGCACUUCUUGUAUUUUGGCCUAAAUAUGCCAAAAUUGACUGGUACAGUUCUUAUUGUCAGUGAAAAAAUUGCAUAAGGUAUAGGUAUGACCCAUACCCAUGCAGUAUUCUAGAGUUUAUUCUAGACUCAAAAGGCAUUUAAUUUUUAAUAUUUCUAUUUUAGUACUUAUAAUACUAAGUAUUUAGUAGUUAAAUUACAGUUUUUAUUUGUUUUCUGCCUCAAAAUACCAGGAAAUCAUUCCAUUGAAUUUCAGCAAUAACGGCAGUGUGAUACAUUAUUCAGCAAUAAUACACUGCUCAAAAAAAUAAAGGGAACACAAAAAAUAUGACAUCCUAGAUCUGAAUGAAUGAACUAUUCUUAUUAACAUGGAGGGCUGUGCGGCCCCCUAAAGACAUGCCAUCCUACACCAUUACUGACCCACUGCCAAACUGGUCAUGCUGUAUCCUUGCUCUGUUCACAAAGUCUCAGCUAUAUGAUUUGGACUAGUUUGUGAAACUCUGACCUAAAUUCUGGACUGAAACAGGCCAAGUUGUCAUUUCCCAAUCCUGUAUGCUGUAGGCUACUCCUAAGCCUGCCUUCUAAUCCAUCUGUUUUUUCUCAUGGUUAUGAUCAGGCAGAAUUCUGUGGACCUCUGGCACUGGAUUUCUGAAUUCUCAGCUUUGGAGCUGCACUGAUUCCAAUAGGAGUAGUCCUUGAUUACCAGACAAGGUCAUUUCUGUGGACACAACUGCUCAGCCAAGAAUUCUACCUGGCAUUUUAGUUGUUUGAAGUAGACUUUCAUCAUUAAACCAAUUGCAACUCA
Messenger RNA from Thamnophis elegans (Western terrestrial garter snake), 8401 nucleotides. It is a transcript of the gene CAND1, whose product is annotated as cullin associated and neddylation dissociated 1. NCBI's taxonomy places the organism in Eukaryota, Metazoa, Chordata, Lepidosauria, Squamata, Natricidae. The transcript is spliced from 15 exons. The coding region runs from base 362 to 4054 and encodes 1230 amino acids. The record is from RefSeq and is a predicted model, not a curated record. Gene Ontology annotation, cellular component: nucleus. Gene Ontology annotation, biological process: protein ubiquitination; SCF complex assembly.